AUGUCGACAGUUCUGUAUCCCGUUGUUCCUCAAAUGAAUACCAAAGACAUCCACGCCGUCAUCGAUGGACAUAUCGAUGACGAUGAAAUGGACUCAAGUUGCGACACACAACACGAUAAAGUGAAUGGCUCGCCGGAGAUCACUUCAUACACGGAGAUACAGAAACAGUUUGUGUUACUUCAAAUAGUUGGUAGAGGUGGGUUUAGUGUUGUCUAUAAGGCGCUCCACAAAGCUUCUGAGGAAGUUGUUGCACUUAAAGUGAUUGACAAGUCUCUAGUCAACACAACGCAGUUGCAGACUUUAAAGCGCGAAAUAGGAUUUGCGAAGUGUUGUAUUCACAAGUACAUUCUGAAGGUCUACGACAUCUUUGAAGACGGAGACUCAAUUUACGAAGUUUUGAAAUACGCAAAAGGAGGCAAUUUGUACGAGAGAAUUACACAUCAAGUCUUAACGGAACAACAAGCGCAAUGGGUGAUGUAUCAAGUGGCAUCUGCAAUAUACUACUUGCACUCCAAUGGCAUCUGUGAUAGAGACAUUAAGCCGGAAAACAUUCUGUUGAUGGACUCGUCCUCUUUAAAUGUCAACUUGGUCGACUUUGGUCUUGCAAAGAAGUUUGUUGGGGACGUCCUUAAAACUCCGUGCGGCACGUUUAAUUAUGCGCCACCAGAAAUAUUACUUAAGAUGAGUCAAUACACCCAUUUGUGUGAUAUUUUCAGUUUCGGAGUAACAUUAUUUGUUUCGAUGUGUGGGUAUUACCCUUUUGAUGGAGACUCGAUCAUGGAAAACGUACAACAAAUGAUCGAAGGGGACAUCAACUUUGAUGAAAGUGAAUGGGACCGCGUCAGUGAAGAGUGCAAAAACUUCAUUAGGAAGUGUCUGAGUGCAAAUAUAGAAAAUAGACUUAAUAUCGAAGGAGUACUCACACACCCAUGGUUGUGCGGUCACUCGGUAUACACAAAUCCCUAUUUUCAGCCACUUCUUAUUGAAAUGAAAAGUGGGAUAAGUGCGUUGGAAGAGGACAAGUCCAUUUAUAUAGACAGACCAACCAUGUAA
This is a messenger RNA of Entamoeba invadens IP1, 1053 nucleotides long. RefSeq names its product myosin light chain kinase, putative. Gene Ontology annotation, biological process: protein phosphorylation. Lineage: Eukaryota; Evosea; Mastigamoebida; Endamoebidae. The record is from RefSeq and is a predicted model, not a curated record. Bases 1 to 1053 code for a protein of 350 amino acids. Gene Ontology annotation, molecular function: ATP binding; protein kinase activity. The transcript has a single exon.